Anopheles funestus (African malaria mosquito) is the source of this 1443-nucleotide messenger RNA. RefSeq lists its product as uncharacterized. Bases 185 to 787 code for a protein of 200 amino acids. The transcript has 3 exons. The record is from RefSeq and is a predicted model, not a curated record. Lineage: Eukaryota; Metazoa; Arthropoda; Insecta; Diptera; Culicidae.
UGCUGCUUUGAAAGUUUGACAGAUCCUGGCAGGACCUUUUUCUUGUGCAGUGUUCAUAACAAAAAAAAACUCCUGCAAAAUCUUUGUUGCAAUGUCGAGUGUGUAGUUAAAGUAAGGAUAUUUUAGGUGCAAAACAGUUUAAUCUAUUGUCGGAAUUGAAAAAAGUGGCUUUAAUGUAGCAAACAUGAUCUCGAAUGCAUUGUGUGACCUGGAGAAAUGUGUGGACACCGCCGGAGUUCAGCUCGAUACCCUAGCCCUCAAACUAACGGACGUCGAGCGCAACCUGGACGAAAAUGAGCUAGAGUCGCUGGAAAAUGAAUCCGUCAUGGAGCUGCUGGAAUCCGUGACGGAGGUGAAAAAUGAGUAUCAAAAUUUGCGCAAAGAUUUGCAGGAGGUGCAGCAGCUGCAGAAGGAAAUGACCAACUCGCUCCGCUAUCAGUUGCGAAACAUGACGCAAACAUUCCGUGGGCUGAAGAAAAAAAUCGAAUCCAACUCCAUACCCGUACACCUUGUGCCGCCACCGGCUGGAUCGUCUUCCAGGGGUGCAGGAAACGAAGGGCGCGAAACGCAACACCAGCAGUCGCACCCGCCGCAGCUACUGCCACAACCGGAUUUGACCGUACACGAUCACGGACCGAGGCGUGCCACGGCCAUGCUGAAGAGUGGCAAACGUGCGCUCGUGCGAAUGUUGCGUGCACUCUAUGGACAAUUUGUACCUGACUUGGUUUGGACCGUUUUGUACCGAACACAUUGGCGAACGUUACGCGUUAACUACUGCAAAAUGUAGCACAGAGGACUGUGGUGCUGGUGGUGCAUCCCCCUUAUCCCACGUGGCCGUGAACGAUUGCGAUGGCCACGCUGCAUCCUCGUGCAUUACGCUCGGUUCGCGCAAAUUCAAAUAGCAAAUAGAGACGGGUGCCGGAAUUGGUGUAGUAGCUCAAACAAUUUGACAAAAAAAGACUGUAGUUAUCAAAGCUAAAACUGGUUUUAGAUGUUGGCACCUUGAAAUGUGAAGGUAUAUUGCUAGGUACAAUUGUGCUGCACAAUAUAUCAAUGUAUUACUCCAAACACACAAAAACCACACGCGCACACUAUUAAAUUUUGUACUGCAAUAUCGGCAACCACCUAUAUUAAUAUAUACAUAUAAAUAUACAUAUGUAUGUAUGUAUAUUUUAAUUAAACAUCUUCGAUAGUACUCCAGCACGUGUUGCUGAUCACUGAACGAUUACUAGUGUUCCUGUUCAAUGUCGAUGCAACUCUCGUUACAUUUAACAGACACGUUUGUUAUACGAAAUUUAAAUUCUUGCAGCAAAACUUGUGUAGGAAUUGGAACAGAAUGUUAUAUUAUGAACAUAAACGGUUCUUUCGCACGCAAUCGGAAAUGAUUUUCACUUGCAGAUCCAGAUAAUAAAUGUUUCAAUUGUGCAAUUUAUCAUAAAGCCA